AUUUUAAAUUAAAUUGAUAACUCGAUAUUUUCGUUAAAAAUAAAUAAAAAUUCCAUCUAAAAAAAACUCUUCGAUGAACAAAGAAAAAUGAUUAGCUAAUGAUAUAAAUAUUAGAAAGAAAUUAGAAUCGGAAAGAUCAAAUAAACAGCAAGGAGUGGACACGUGUCAUUAGACAAUAGAAAAAGAGAACGAAUUGUAUACAAUACACUGCAGACAAUUUUUAAUUUUAAAAUUUUGAAUUUAGAAAUCAACAGCCAUUGUACAACCGCGAGCGCCAAAUACAAAAACCAUUUCAAGCUGCUAAAAUUUUUUCAUUUCAGUUUCUCAUUUUCUCAUUACAAUUCGAAGAAUAAGCCAAAGACAACAGAGCAAUGUCAGCUGCAAAAACAAACUCGAAGAAACGAACCGCCUCCGAGUCAGUACUAAAGAAAUCGGAAUCCAAAUUCCGAGUCGUCGACGAUGAGCUCGAUGUCGAUCUCUCCAGCGAUAUUAAGGGAAUAAUGUCGGCGCUGCAUCAGAUUCGAGAGAAAACGCAAAAGGACGGUCAAAAGAAGAACGAGGAAACGAUUUCGAGCCUGUCAUCUGAGAUCAGGUCAAUGAUGGAUCAGUUAAAAUCCAAAGUUGAGAAGGACAGACAAAGUUUUGCAAAGGCACUUUCAAAGAGCUCAAAAGAGUGUGAAAACUGCUUGAAGAAUGAGACUGCCAAGUUUCAAGAGAUUUAUGACAAAUUUUGCAAGGAAAAAGCAGCUCAUUUGCAGGCUCUACAAGAUACCAUUUCCAAAUUUGAAGAAGAUAAGGAAAAGCUGUUCUUGCGAUAUGAACAACUGAAGAAGAAAGAGAGAAAUAUUAUAGCUGAACAAGAGAAAGCUUGUGCUGAAAAGAUUGCUAAUUUGGAAGAGUCCUUGAAAAAGAAAAAGCAGGAUGAUAAAACUUUCAGUAUUUUGAGGAAAACGCUUGGCUCUUUUCUGGAAAAUGCCUCUGAUGAGGAUUUUCCACCGGAUGACUGAAAAAUUCCAUUCACAGAAAAUGCUGCAAAUCUUUUAACAGUGAAUAUAAUAUUCUGUCACUAGGAGACCUGUUACCAUUUAUUCCAUUCUUUGUUAUUUUCGAGUACCCAGGAGAAUUUCAGUGUACAGGUAUGAAAUACUCAAUAUCAACUUGCUAGUGGACCCGAUCUACUGGUAUCAAGCAUUACUGCUUCUUAGUGCACGUUUAUUUGGCUU
Molecule: messenger RNA, 1223 nt
Organism: Ricinus communis (castor bean)
Lineage: Eukaryota; Viridiplantae; Streptophyta; Magnoliopsida; Malpighiales; Euphorbiaceae
Exons: 8
Coding region: 372-1007 (211 amino acids)
Source: RefSeq, a predicted model, not a curated record